ACCUCUCUAACUAUGCUAUUACUAAUGUGUAGAGGUCUACUUAAAUGGAUGGUGUAGGUACUGUAGGAUUGAAUGAAGGGUGUGGGUGGAGCUUAGCUAAUGCUAGCUGGGUUUCCAGUGCGCACCAAUACCCAGUAAAUCUGGGCCCCGGGAACUGACCUCGAACACCUAAAUUUAGGCCUAGCUGGGGUAAUUCUCAUAGCGCGCCAAGCAUUCUUGCGAAUCUUCCUCCAAACCUUUCCUCCGCAUCUUUCUACUGUACGCCCUCUAAGACUCUGCAAGUGAAAUGCGAAUCGCAGAUUUUACUCGUAUGCAUGCACAAGUGGGGAUGUGCCUCUGAAGUGGGGUACUUACACCAUGGACGAUCCGACCCUUAAUGACCGUGGGGGCGAGCCUCCUCGCUGGGAGCGCAAGCGCCCGCAUCAACCCCAUGACGCCAACGGACGGAGUGUGAGGAGACGCAUCGAUGAGCGUGGCUCCAUGCGCGAGAGAAGGUCGCGAUCUCCACGUCGACCGGACCAUUCAGACCAUCGCGGUCACACCCGAGUUGGAGAUGUAAGCCACAGACGUCACCAGCGCAGCGAUACGCGCGACGAUCGGUACGACGCGGGGCACCGCGACAACGCCAGAUGCCAUACGAGUUCCCGGUCUGCCCGGUCAAGGUCACCUACCCGCCAUCAUGACAGCCAUCACCACAGGUCUCAUCAUGCUCCGAACGCUUCACAUCUAAACCAUGACAGGGAGCUCCCUUGUAACGCUCGUGAGUUGUCACGAUCAGCCGAUUUCAGCACCUUUCGACCACUCUUCGCGCGCUACCUCGAUGUCCAGAAGCAGAUUGACUUGACCACACUGGACGAGCGCGAGGUCCGUGGGCGCUGGAAGAGCUUUGUGAGCAAAUGGAACAAUAGUGAGCUAGCUGAGGGAUGGUACCGGCCCGAAACUUUCGAGGACGCGGCGCUCGAAGCGAGGGGAACGAGCAAUAUACCAGAGACGGGCAAGGGGCGUGGAGGAAAACAUAGUUCUCCCGCUCGGCAAGAAGCCGACUUGGGACGGCAAGAUGCGAAAGGGGAAGAUGAGGAUGAUGAUGACGACGGUUACGGGCCUAUACUGCCCACACAGGAUGAUUUAGAUAAUAGCACAAGGGGUGCCAACUCCCUAUCACAAAACAAGCACGGCCCCGGCAUCCCCACCUUAUCAGACAUAGCCUUGCGCCGUGAACACGAAGCCUCGGACCGCGACGAUGCUCACGAACUCUUACGACAUGAGCGCAAGGCAGACCGUGCAUUGCAGAAAGAGCGCCUGGAUGAGCUCGUGCCGCGCGCGGACGCCGGGACCCAGGCGCGACGUCUGGAGAAGCGGCGCGAGGUCCGCGAUGCCAACACCUCCUUCGCAAACGCGAAGUCGUCCAACGACGUGCCGGAGCUCGCGGACGCGGACCUCAUGGGCGGCGACGGCGGGGGGUUGGAAGAAUACAAGAGAUUGAAGCGCGAGGCCGAAAGGAAGAAGACGGAGCGCGAGGUACGGCGCGAGGAGAUCUUCCGCGCGAAAAAGGAAGAAAGGGAGGAGAGGGCCAGGGAGUACAGGGAGCGCGAGGCGAAUACUAUUGAUAUGCUUAGGGAGAUUGCUAAGUCGCGGUUUGGAUGACAUGUCAGCAGGUAUGAAUCGUGAUUACGAUGGCGAUGAGGAGAUCAUUGGGUAUUAAGAUUCUAAUAUUGUAUUGUGUUCGAUGACUGCGCCUGGGUGAUUUUUGGUAUUGGCAACAUAGCUUCUCCAUGAGACCACGACUGACUGUUCUUCUUAUGGCUGGGCUUGUUUUUUUUUUCCGGACCUGGUCGAUGUUAAUGUAGUGUCAUCACAGAUAGCGCGCGUUACUUUUUUUUUUUUUUUUUUUUUUUUUUUUUUUC
Molecule: messenger RNA, 1904 nt
Organism: Xylaria bambusicola
Lineage: Eukaryota; Fungi; Ascomycota; Sordariomycetes; Xylariales; Xylariaceae
Exons: 2
Coding region: 358-1644 (428 amino acids)
Source: RefSeq, a predicted model, not a curated record